AUGGCAGCGGGAGGGCAGGCGGCGCGGCACCUCGUCCCGCCGCUCCACCCCGCCGCCUGCCACCGCCGCCCGCCGCAGGCUGUGCUGGUGCCCAGCGAGCAGCUGCCAGAGGAUGCGCCCACGAUACGUGGCUACGACUUCAACCAGGGCUGCGACUUGGAUGGCCUGCUGGAGUCGAUGAUGCGCACGGGGCUGCAGGCCACUGCGCUGGGGCAGGCUAUCCAUGAAGUGAACCGCAUGAUCCGCUGGCGCCUGGCCCAGGAGCCGCUGCUGCCGCCAGAGGAGGAGCAGCACGUCGAUCCCGCGGUGCGGGGCGCCACCCGCUGCAAGAUCUUCCUGGGCUACACCAGCAACCUGGUGUCGGCGGGGGUGCGGGAGCACAUACGGUACCUGGUGCAGCACCGUAUGGUGGACGUGCUUGUGACCACCGCCGGCGGCGUGGAGGAGGAUUACAUAAAGUGCAUGGCCCCCACCUACCUGGGCGACUUCCAGCUGCGGGGCGCCGACCUGCGCAAGCGCGGCCUCAACCGCAUCGGCAACAUGCUCGUGCCCAAUUCCAACUACUGCAAGUUUGAGGACUGGGUGAUCCCCAUCUUUGAUGCCAUGCUGGCGGAGCAGCAGAAGGAGGGCACGCUGUGGACGCCCAGCCGGAUGAUUGCGCGGCUGGGCCAGGAGAUCAACCACCCCGACUCAAUCUACUACUGGGCCUGGAAGAACGACAUCCCUGUCUUCUGCCCCGCGCUCACCGACGGCUCCCUGGGCGACAUGCUCUUCUUCCACACCUACAAGAACCCCGGGCUGGUGCUGGACAUUGUGCAGGACAUCCGCCUCAUGAACGACCAGGCCAUGAAGGCGGCGCCGCGCAAGACGGGGGCCAUCAUCCUGGGUGGAGGCGUGCCCAAGCACCACAUCUGCAACGCCAACCUCAUGAAGAACGGCGCCGACUUUGCGGUGUUUGUGAACACGGCGCAGGAGUUUGACGGCAGCGACAGCGGCGCGCGGCCCGACGAGGCCGUGUCGUGGGGCAAGAUCCGGGCGGAUGCAAAGCCGGUGAAGGUGUGUGGCGACGCCAGCAUCCUCUUUCCGCUCAUCAUCUCCCAGACCUUUGCCAGGCACUGGGAGCCCAAGCCGGAGGCGGAGCAGGCGCCAGCCAGCGGCGACGCCCAGGCUGCGGCAUAG
This is a messenger RNA of Chlorella variabilis, 1179 nucleotides long. RefSeq lists its product as hypothetical. Gene Ontology annotation, biological process: peptidyl-hypusine biosynthetic process. NCBI's taxonomy places the organism in Eukaryota, Viridiplantae, Chlorophyta, Trebouxiophyceae, Chlorellales, Chlorellaceae. Gene Ontology annotation, molecular function: deoxyhypusine synthase activity. The coding region runs from base 1 to 1179 and encodes 392 amino acids. The transcript has 11 exons. Gene Ontology annotation, cellular component: cytoplasm. The record is from RefSeq and is a predicted model, not a curated record.